Molecule: messenger RNA, 1527 nt
Organism: Symbiodinium natans
Lineage: Eukaryota; Dinophyceae; Suessiales; Symbiodiniaceae
Source: the annotation of a GenBank genome assembly
AUGGCAUCCAUGCCGGAAGCCGCCAUGAAGCUCCUCCUCGUGCGGCCUGCCGUGCCAGCACCUCUCGAUCCCAACUUCUCUCCGCUGGUCUUGGCAAAGCGGAAGUACCUUAAGGCAGUCGCCGCUGCCAGUGGAACAUGGGAGGGGUUCAUGGGCUACAUCUUCCCUGGGAAUCCGGUGUACUUGGAAUGGGCCCUGCCGAGAGCUGACGGCUGCGGGCGGUACAAGUUGCCGGUCUUUCCGGAAGGGCAUGGUGAUCAAGAAGCAUCCAUCUACCUGGCCGGCAUCCUGAUCCAGGAAAUGAUUUGGCAGCGAAGUGCCUCCGGCCUCCUCCUGUGUGGUCCACCGCACAUCUGCGAAGCCCUCAAGCGGGAUUUUUCCAAAGGCGGCAAGUAUGACUUCGAGGUAAUGUCGAUGCCGAACGUUUGUGGAACUUCGGACAAAGCUUUCGAGGUCAAAGUUGUGGCAAACGUAGAGGAACUGCCCGUGGGCAAGGACACACCGCAGGUUUGUGGCAAAGUCGCGGAUGGCUGCCGACUGGCUUUUGAUUUGGGAAAAAGUGACAUCAAAACGGUUGCCGUCAAGGAUGGCGAAGUUGUGUACUCCAAAGAGACCGAGUGGGAUGUGACCAACGCCGAUCCCGAUUACCAUUUCAAAGCUGUCACCGAUGCGCUGAAGCUUGCCAAAGAGAAGCUUCCCAAAGUUGAUGCCAUAGGAGGCAGUGCCACGGGAACGGUUGGCGCAAACAACGAGGCAACUUGGUGCGACAUUUUCCCAAAUGUGCCUCCUCCCAUUUACAAGCAGAAGGUGGUCGACAUCUUCCAGCGCAUCGCGAAGGAUGUGGCGGGCUCCGUGCCGCUCAAAGUGAUCAAUGACGGGGAAGUGACUGCUCUAGCUGCCGUGCAGAAGCUUGAUGGCAAGGGCAACAUCAUGGGCAUUUCAAUGGGCAGCAGUGAGGGCGCCGGCUAUGCGAAUGCCGACGGAAACCUCAUGGGCUGGAUUAACGAGCUGUGCUACGUCAAGUUGGAUAUGAACCCAGAGGCCCCAACGGACCCUUGGACAAAGGGCUCUCACACUGGCAUCUCUCACAUGUACCUGGGGCAGCGUGGAGCGACCAAGCUGGCUGCCAAGGCCGGCGUGAAGGUGCCGCCGAACUACGUCUAUCCCCAUCCGGACAUGUGCUCAAUCAAGCACGAGGACCAUGCCCAGUGCCUCAAGCUCAUCCAGAAGGCCAUGGAAAAUCCGGCUCAGAAGCCUCAGGUGGAGAAACUUUACAUCACCAUGGGUGUGUACCUGGGCUAUGCCUUGGCUCAGUACUGCGAGUUCUACCCCAUCGAUCAUGUCAUGAUCCUGGGCCGUGUAAGCAAGGGUGCGGGCGGUGACAUCAUGUUGGGCACAGCGAAGAAGGUGCUGGAGACCGAAUUUCCUGAAAUUUCUGGCAUCCAGUUUCACACGGCCGACGACCACUUCAAGGCAGUAGGCCAGUGCAUUGCGGCCGCUGCGUUGCCAUCGAUUGCUGCUGCCUGA